UUUUUUUUAAUCACCUUCCCCUGCAACCCCAGUCCCUCUCAUCCUGAUCCACUCUGGAAACGAGAAGGCAACCAUGGCGAGCAGCAGGAUCCACAGUUCGUCCCUCAUCGCCCUCCUCUUCGUCUGCAGUUUGAUCACCAUUUCCAACUCCACCACACCCUCCUCCCUUCACAAAGUCGUGCGCGGCAGCAACGACGACUACAGCUGCGUGUACACUAUCUACGUCCGAACGGGGUCGAUCUGGAAGGCUGGCACGGAUUCGGUCAUCAGUGUGGCGUUCGCCGGUGCGGACGGCAACGGCGUGCUCAUCGAGGACCUGGAAUCGUGGGGCGGCCUUAUGGGACCGGGAUACGACUACUUCGAGCGCGGCAACCUCGACAUCUUCAGCGGCCGCGGCCCCUGCAUCUCCUCGUGGCCGCCCUGCUGGAUGAACCUCACCUCCGACGGAUCUGGAAAGGGCCACGGAUGGUACUGCAAUUACGUCGAGGUCACCACCACCGGCCCCCACAUGAGAUGCAGCCAGCAGCUCUUCACCGUCGAGCAGUGGCUCGCCCUCGACACCAGCCCGUACCGACUCUACGCCACCAACAAUCUGUGCCCCGACUCCGACGGCGACGAUACCGCAAUUGCGUCUGGCAAAGGAAUCCACGUGACGCACGCGCAGUGAGCGGAUCAGGAUCGCCGCUUCGCUGUGUCCUCUUCCGACCUUGCCAUCGCCUGGCCUUGUUUUUCUGAUUCUGUGAUAUUUAAACCGGUAUCGUUGUUGUUACCGGUAUGUAUGGUAAGCCUGCUAAAGUUUCGGUUACGAGAAUAAACCGGACGGAGUGUCACAUGACGCUGCUGUUAUAUCCGUUACACAUGGAUGCGCGAUCGCUUGAUCGGUCCGUUAAAUGUAUUCGCCAAUAAAUUGUUGAAGGGUCGUGAUGGAGUUUAAUCCUACCGAUGUCGAGAUUUAUUAGAUAUACAAAUGCUCAUUGUAAUGUUUAGUUUA
Zingiber officinale is the source of this 991-nucleotide messenger RNA. RefSeq names its product PLAT domain-containing protein 1-like. Gene Ontology annotation, molecular function: protein binding. NCBI's taxonomy places the organism in Eukaryota, Viridiplantae, Streptophyta, Magnoliopsida, Zingiberales, Zingiberaceae. The coding region runs from base 74 to 667 and encodes 197 amino acids. The transcript has 2 exons. The record is from RefSeq and is a predicted model, not a curated record.